UGUCAGCGCCACAACUUCGGAGGUCCAGUCUGUGGACCGAAACCAACGUACGAGAACAAACGCGAAUUCACGGAUACGCAGUUAAACGCCUCAAAGACCAUCAUCGGGCUGCAGGCCGGUUACAACAAAGGUGCUAACCAAUCCGGUCUCAGCUUCGGAGCCGGCCGUCAUGUGGCCGAUCUCAAGGUCGACGAGAUGUCCGCUGGAGGCAAGACUGCGAUUGAUAUCAAGGUCGAUCAGAUGUCUAGCGGUGGUCAAGGCGUCAUCGGCCUUCAGGCAGGGUCAAAUCAGGGAGCCAGCCAAUCAGGCAUGAGUAUGGGCUCGGUGCGUCACAUUGGAGACAUUCAGAGCGGCGAGCUCUCCAGGAGUGGUCAGGGCCAUAUCGGACUACAGGCGGGCAGCAACCAGGGCGCCUCGCAGGUAGGAAUGUCUUUUGGAACUCAGCGACACAUAAACGACCUAAACGUUGGAGGGAGUAAAUGA
Molecule: messenger RNA, 483 nt
Organism: Dibothriocephalus latus
Lineage: Eukaryota; Metazoa; Platyhelminthes; Cestoda; Diphyllobothriidea; Diphyllobothriidae
Source: the annotation of a GenBank genome assembly